Trematomus bernacchii (emerald rockcod) is the source of this 3207-nucleotide messenger RNA. RefSeq names its product v-myb avian myeloblastosis viral oncogene homolog (gene myb). The coding region runs from base 81 to 2060 and encodes 659 amino acids. Gene Ontology annotation, molecular function: DNA-binding transcription factor activity, RNA polymerase II-specific; RNA polymerase II cis-regulatory region sequence-specific DNA binding. Lineage: Eukaryota; Metazoa; Chordata; Actinopteri; Perciformes; Nototheniidae. The record is from RefSeq and is a predicted model, not a curated record. The transcript is spliced from 16 exons. Gene Ontology annotation, biological process: regulation of DNA-templated transcription. Gene Ontology annotation, cellular component: nucleus.
UCUGCCAGUAGAUCAAAACCAGCAGAGAUAGCGAAAGUACGUGCUCAGCGCAACCUGAGAGCCGCUCUACACAUAUUAACAUGGCUCGGCGGCCGAGAAACAGUGUUUACAGUAGCGAGGAGGAUGAGGAGGAGAACGAGAUGUAUGAACAUGAUUAUGAUGGAGCGCUGGCCAAGGCAGGGAAACGCCACCUCGGCAAAACACGUUGGACACGAGAAGAGGAUGAGAAGUUAAAGAAACUUGCCGAACUUCACGGGUCAGAAGACUGGAAACUCAUUGCAAGCUUACUAACUAAUCGUUCAGAUGUGCAGUGUCAGCACAGGUGGCAGAAGGUUCUGAACCCAGAGCUCAUCAAAGGGCCUUGGACCAAAGAGGAGGACCAGAGGGUGAUCGAGCUGGUGCAGAAGUACGGAGCCAAGCGCUGGUCGGUCAUCGCCAAGCACCUGAAGGGGCGCAUCGGCAAGCAAUGCCGCGAGCGCUGGCACAACCACCUCAACCCGGAGGUGAAGAAGACCUCGUGGACCGAGGAAGAGGACCGGAUCAUCUACCAGGCCCACGAGAAGCUGGGAAACCGCUGGGCCGAAAUCGCUAAGCUGCUCCCCGGCAGGACUGACAACGCUAUAAAGAACCACUGGAACUCCACCAUGAGGAGAAAGGUGGAGCAGGAGGGCUAUCUGCAGCUAACGGCAAAAAACGGCAACUCAUCGCUCUCCAUCAGCCACGGCUACGUCAAGAACAGCAAUCACAUCAUGGGCUACCCCCACCACUCGCCCGCUCACACGCAGAUGUCUCCACUGUCGCAACUCUACUACAUCUCCGACACACACAGGGUACCGUUCCAGAUGACGCUGCCUUUUAACAUCCGGAACAUUCCCCAGCAUGGAACUGCUGCUAUACAGAGACACUAUAACGAGGAGGACCCCGAGAAGGAGCAGAGGGUGAAGGAGAUCGAGAUGCUGCUCAUGUCAACAGAAGAUGAGCUGAGAGGGAAGCCAUCACUAUCAAUGAAUUUGCCCUAUCCCAGCUGGGCCAGCCAGAGCGCUUUGACCAGCAGCUCAGAGGGCGUCAUGUUGUUACCUCACCACCACGCCCCCGCCCUGCCUCUGGGUCAGAGCUGCCUACCUGAGGAGAGCGCCUCUGCAUCACGUUCAAACGGCAGAAACAACAAUAAUAACAACAACAACAACAGCCUUCACCACAAUCCAACGUUCUCAAAUACUAUUCCAGAGUUCAUGGACUGUGUCAUCGAUUCAAGCCUCUCCUCAGUGGGUGAGGCCACUACCGGCGGGCUCCGUGAUAGGAGCGCUCUCAGAACAGACAGGGUCCUCUCGCCCAAUCAGGGCUCAGGAACUGCUCACAGAGCAUGGGCUGCUUUCACCUGCUCAACUCCCAAGCCCUCACCAGUCAGAAAGCUCCCCUUUUCACCCUCACAGUUUCUCAACCAAUCAAUGAGCUCGGAGCACUCUGACAACGACAGUUUACGGAUGAGUUCGCCCGUGGACACCAAGCCCGUGAUCAACCACACCAUCAGCCCCCACACACAGAAUGAAAUGUUCAGAACUCCAAACAUCCGUCGCUCCAUCCUGGAGUCCUCCCCCUGUACGCCCACGCCUUUCAGGUCAGCCCUGGCCAUGCAGGAGGCCAAGUAUGGCCCCGUCAAACUACUGAACUCCCCUUCGGAGCAGCAUAUGAUAGAUUCCAUCAAGCAGGAGCCCAUGGAGUGUGCCAUCGACCAGCCUCCUCUGAAGAAGAUCAAACAAGAGGUGGAGUCCCCGUGUGAGAGGAGCCCGUGUAUGCAGUGGGAAGGACAAGAGCUCCACACACAGCUCUUCUCCCCAAGCGGCCCCGCACAGGAAGUACCUGACCUACUCACCAGCUCAAUGUUGAGUGACGAUGGACACAAAGCCUACCACCACCCUCGCAGAGGCAUGGGCAGCCCACUACAGCAGCUCAGUCCCUGGGAACAGGUGACUUGUGGGAAAACCGAGGAGCACGUCCUGGCCUCGGAGCAGAGCCACAAGUACAUCAACACUUACCCCACGAGGACACUGGUCAUGUAAAGAGACACUUGUUGAAGUGAAAGAUCAGCAGUCCCUGCGCUGGACGCAGCGCGGCGGAUUACAUUUUUGUUGUGGUACAACAGUUGGGAGAGGCUCUUUGCCAUUGGUGUUUUUACACUCACACUUGUUGGAUUUUAAACCAACCAAAGACUAACCUUUUUUUUUAAUCUUUUAUACAGAAUUUGCUCUGGGUUUUAUUGUACGUCCUUACUCUUGGUCUUGUCAUUUUUUUUUUAAAUGUUGUAUUAUAAAUGGGAAACGGUGGCUAUAUCAUUUUCAAUGGGCUGUAUUAUUAAUUCUGAAUUUUAAUAUUAAUAUAAAGAACAAGUUGAUUAAUUUAUUUCCUUUUUUGUUUAAUUUUGAUAAUGUUAUUAUUGUUUUGUUUUUUACAAUUGGCCAAUGGAGCAGUGUUGAUUUUAAGUAUUUAAGCAUUAUCAUAUUAUUCCAAAGGCAUAUUAAUGGAUUGAAAACUGACCUCUUUAUUUCAGUCAUGAAACGUUUCUGUUUCUUUUAUUGUUAUUUUUUACAAUUGUUUGGUCCAUGCCACAUUAUGUAAACACUUAACUACUGAGCCAGAAGCGCUGUUAUUAAACUAUGAAUGAUCAUGUGUUACACAACAUAAGGGGCCACCCUUAUUAGUGUUACCUGACCACCACAUUGGCACCUUAUCAUAUAGAAAUUAAAUUCAUUUCAAUUUACUUCUGGCCUUCACAGUAUCCUGUAUUGAACAAGCAUAUGUGUUAAAGAAAAGUAUAUAUAUUUACAAAAUAUGAAACAAGCUUAUAUUUAAUGAGCCUCACCCAGUAAGAGUAAAACCAAGCUGCACUUGAAUGUUAUAUUCUCCAUAAAAAGCGAGGGUACUAAACACUGAUAUUUUAUAUAAUGCUACAAAUUGAAACUUUUGUAUGGUUUUUGUUUUUAUACAUUUCUUUUGAAUUGUUUUAUAUUGUUGUACAUUCAAUCAUCAUUUUGUUUUCUUACUAAGACUGCAGUAGUCCAUUACAAACACUUGUAUACGCCUUGUUUUUUUAUAGUAGCCUUUGCGCAAAAAAGGAUUUUAUAAAAGCAUUUAUACAUGCCAAGUUUUCAUGUUUUUUUAUACUUUUCUAUACUGCCUAGUAAAUAAAGUGUGUUGUUUUUACUAAAA